Theileria equi strain WA is the source of this 630-nucleotide messenger RNA. RefSeq lists its product as hypothetical. Lineage: Eukaryota; Apicomplexa; Aconoidasida; Piroplasmida; Theileriidae. The record is from RefSeq and is a predicted model, not a curated record. Bases 1 to 630 code for a protein of 209 amino acids. The transcript has a single exon.
AUGAGAGUUGCAGUGUUAUACUACACUUUUGCCAUAGUAAAACUAUGCAGUUGCAUGGGUCCCGAGAUAACAAUUGACAUUGCAAACCCAGAUCCUUCAGUUGCAAAGAUACGUGACACAUGCAGAGACGGUGUCACAUACACGACGGCAUUUCCAAUAAUAUCAUUUUUUAGCAAAGUGCAAUACAAUGGUCAAGAUAUAUGGACAACCUCGGGAAAUAACAGGUGUACUGUGGCUUUCUUGAGCCUUCGACCCACCAGGACGUUACUCACACUUCACAUUUGGACAAAUGGUAUGAGCUCCGAGAUGAAGUAUUUUGAAAGAAGAGCCGAUAAUUCGUGGAGAUUGAUUGACAAGAAUAUCCAAGAAGCGGAUCAAACACCAAACCGUCAGAGGGAGACGGAGGAAAUCAAGUACUUUCAAAUGGGACCUGCGGAAGAAGCAGAAAACUCUCGGGAUAAUCCUGUGGAAUCAUACGCAGCAAAUAGAGGAGCAUCAUCCACAACAGCUUCAAACUCUGGGGAACCGCAAGCUCAACCCGAAGAAGCCAAAGCGCAUGGGUUGGAAAAGCCUGCGGAAUUUACCAGACCACUUUGUCCAUUUGCUCAGCGUAUACAUCAAACCGAAUAG